AUGGGUGUGCGUCCGCAGUUUCCUCAGAAGCCUGGGCGCCGACGACCUGGCGGGGGCGGCCGGGGCCAGGCGAGGUCCGCGCAAGGCCCGGACUCUCACUCCAGUCCAGCUCCUGACCCACAUCCCCGUCCAGCCCCCGAGACACUGACCUAUUUUCGCCGGGCCCUCGAGGCGUUGAAGGAGGCUCCCGAGACUGGGGAGGAGCGCGAACUUUUGAUACAGAAUGUGCUGAAGGAAUUAGAGACACAGGCCGUAGCCUUGGCCACGGAUAGGAUGGGCAGUGAGAUGCUACAGGAGCUAUUGACAUCUAGUCCCCCAGGCCCACUGAGCAGGUUGUUUGCUGCUCUCUUACCUCACUUACGCUCCGUGGCUUGUCAUCGAAAUGGGGCCCACGUGUUGCAAAGCGUUUUGCUGCAACUGCACCGAUUCUCAGGGGCUCUUGCUAAGAAAGAGGAUGGAGAUCCAGAGACUCUGGAGGAACUGGUGCUGAAGCUGGCAACAGAAGUGCGUGAUGCCUUAGUUCUCUACAGUGGAGACACUCAUGGCAGCUUCGUGGUCAGAACUCUGCUACAGGUCUUAGGGGGGACAAUCUUGGAGUCUGAGAUAGCCAGACCUCGAGGUCCCCAGACACUUGACAAACAGCGGCCUACAGCUCGGGAAUGGAAGCCAACCAGUUUUGAGGUUCCUAGUGCUUUCUUGAACUGCUUACAAGAGCUGAGUUCCUGUUUUCUGAAGGAUAUUUCUGUGUUCAUCACUGACAAGGUCUCCAGUUUCUGCCUCCAAGUAGCGCUACAGGUACUUCAUCGGAAACUUCCCAAGGCUUGUACCUGUCUUUGUGAUUCUGUGAUCAAAUACCUGAGUACUCGAAACUCUGCAGCUGAUGGCAGCCCCUUGCUGCUAUUCCUACGGGACCAGACAAGCUCCAGACUCCUAGAACAGGUAUUUCUGGUGUCAGAGCCUCCACAGCUACAGAGCCUCUUUGAAGAACACUUCCAGGGGCAGUUGCAGACCUUAGCUUCACAUCCAAUCGCCAAUUUCCCUUUGCAGCGUUUACUUGAUGCCAUUACCACCCCUGAGUUGCUGUCCCAAGUGUUUGAGGAGUUGAGUCCUGCCCUGGAAGCUGUGCUGGCGCAAGGCCAUCCAGGUGUAGUUAUUGCCUUGGUCGGUGCCUGCCGUAGAGUUGGGACCCACCAGGCCCAGAUUUUGCAGUUGCUGCUUGAGGCAUUCCACUGUGCAGAACCCCCAUCUCGACAGGUGGCCUGUGUUCCCCUCUUUGGCACCCUGACAGCCUAUGAGGUAUAUUAUGGACUAGAAUUGGAAGAGGAUGUGCCUUCUGAGCACAAGAUGGAGAUAGCUACAGCCCGGCCCCUGGGGGAUGUAACUGUUCCUGGGUCACUCUUGCUUCAACACCUGCUGCACUUCUCAAACCUGAGUCCUGUGCUUCGAAGUCUGACUUCUAUGGAAGGACCACAACUUCUGGCCCUGGCCCAAAGCCCUGCUGGUUCCCAUGUUCUGGAUGCUGUGCUGACUAGCUCUACUGUCACCAAAAAACAGCGUCGAAGAAUCCUACAGCCUCUCAAGGGACAUUAUGUGGCUCUGGCCUGCAGCCGUCAUGGUAGUCGAGUGCUGGAUGCCAUUUGGAAUGGAGCAACUUUGGGGACCCGUAAGGAGAUUGCUGCCGAGUUGGGUGAGCAGGACCAGGAGCUGAUGAGAGAUCCCUUUGGCCAUCAUGUAGCCCGAAAUGUAGGAUUAAGCACUUUCCUGAAGCGACGAGGAGACUGGGAACAGCAACAAGGGGCAGUGGCCAAGCGAAGAAAAGCAUUGAGCACCAUACUUGGAGACUGAAGCUUUUAGACCUGGGGAUGAAGCAGGGGUGGGAAGGGGGAACUAGCUUUUAAUUUGACUCAGAAAUGCUAAUAGUAAAUAUUUUUCUAUUUUUAUUGGAAA
Monodelphis domestica (gray short-tailed opossum) is the source of this 1947-nucleotide messenger RNA. It is a transcript of the gene NOP9, whose product is annotated as NOP9 nucleolar protein. Gene Ontology annotation, molecular function: RNA binding. NCBI's taxonomy places the organism in Eukaryota, Metazoa, Chordata, Mammalia, Didelphimorphia, Didelphidae. The record is from RefSeq and is a predicted model, not a curated record. Gene Ontology annotation, cellular component: preribosome, small subunit precursor; 90S preribosome; nucleolus. Gene Ontology annotation, biological process: endonucleolytic cleavage to generate mature 5'-end of SSU-rRNA from (SSU-rRNA, 5.8S rRNA, LSU-rRNA); endonucleolytic cleavage in 5'-ETS of tricistronic rRNA transcript (SSU-rRNA, 5.8S rRNA, LSU-rRNA); ribosomal small subunit export from nucleus.